Didymodactylos carnosus is the source of this 963-nucleotide messenger RNA. NCBI's taxonomy places the organism in Eukaryota, Metazoa, Rotifera, Eurotatoria, Philodinida, Philodinidae. The record is from the annotation of a GenBank genome assembly.
AUGUGGACGUUCGUGUUUUUGUUGUUGAUCAUCGUAUGUAUUCUAUAUUAUUUUUAUCGAAUACGUGUCCAAUGGUAUUUACAAUAUAAACGAAAUUUGUCGAAUCUUAAUGCUGAACAAAUCUAUCAUCAUUUAUGUUGUUUUGAAUUUCCUUUUGAAUGUUUUUAUGGUAUUAAUUUGGCAUUCUAUCGUACAUUUGUAUCACCAACAAUUUCAACAGUUUACAGACAAACAAAUACAAUUGCAGGUGAUACAGAAAAACGUGUUAAUGAUACUGAUAUAAUAAUGCAUGCAUGGGUUGAUUAUGGAAUAGAUAGUGAAGAAGCACAAGCAAGUUUCAAACACUUAAAUAAUAUUCAUGGAGUAUUCAGUACAAGAACACGUAAUGAAGAUUUUGUUUAUGUUUUAUGUUGUUUUGUUGUUGAUACAAUACGAAUGAUUGAAGUUUUUGGAUGGAGACCGUUAGAUGAUCAAGAAAAAGAAGCUUUAUUUGUCUUCUAUGCACAAGUUGGUCAAAAUAUGAAUUUAAAAGAUCUGCCAACAUCAUUAGCAGAGGUUUAUACUACUGUUGAAAAUUAUACAAAUAGUGACAUUACUGCAACAGAAACAGAAUCAGGACGAAUAUUAACUAAUGCUAUUAAUACACUUGUAAACAAAUGGUAUGGAUUUCUUUUACCAUCUUCAAUAAUCGAAGUUUUUCUCAAUGCUAUGCUCUAUAUCGUUGGUGGAGAAGUAUUUCAUCAGAAACUUGGAUUAAAACAACCAUCAUCAUUAUCUCUAUAUAUUAUACAUGCAUCAGCAACUCUUCGACGUGAUUUCAUGCAUUUUACGCCACCACGACUGACACCUCAUCGACUUUCAGACAAACUCAUGAAACAGAAAUACAUGUGUUCAGCAGUCAAAAAUAAUUUUUUGCAAGUUGGACCACCGAAAGUUAUUGCAUCGUUUGGACAACAGAAGUAA